Messenger RNA from Penicillium diatomitis, 1671 nucleotides. Its product is annotated as DNA-(apurinic or apyrimidinic site) lyase APN1. NCBI's taxonomy places the organism in Eukaryota, Fungi, Ascomycota, Eurotiomycetes, Eurotiales, Aspergillaceae. Bases 1 to 1671 code for a protein of 556 amino acids. The record is from RefSeq and is a predicted model, not a curated record. Gene Ontology annotation, biological process: base-excision repair. Gene Ontology annotation, cellular component: mitochondrion; nucleus. Gene Ontology annotation, molecular function: DNA-(apurinic or apyrimidinic site) endonuclease activity; zinc ion binding; DNA binding. The transcript has 4 exons.
AUGUCGUCUACUCCUGCCAAAGCGAGUCACAAGAGGAACCUCAGCAACGGAGCUUCUGAUAGCUUCCCGUUAAGAAGGUCUAAACGCCAAAGGCCCGCCACGAACAUUGAGGAGCCUUCGUCUGAUGACGGCUCCGGAGUAGACGAAGCGGAAGCAGUGUCUCAAAGUAAAAGGUCGUUGCUAUCUCGAACCAGAGCGUCAAAGACCAGCAAAGGGAAAGCUCAAGACGCAGCGCCGCUGGUAAAGGACGAGCGCAUAGAGGAUCAAGCUGCUCCGUUGGGAAAAGCUGCACCCAAGAAAAAAGCUGCCCAGAAAUUUCAAGCCGACGCGAUUGAAGUGAAAGGCGAGACUGGGAUAGAGACAAUUGUAGUGAAAAAGCCUGUCAAAAAGACCCGGAAGACCAAGGAAGAAAAAGAGCUCGACGCAAUGCCGUUAGCAUCGCGAACACAGGGAUUGAAGAUGUUCGUUGGGGCUCAUGUCAGCGCUGCGAAAGCACGCAUAUUGGGUAUCACGCCAUUUCCCCGUCGAUCUGAUGUAAUUGAAGCUCACAAUCUCAUGAACAGAGGGAAUGCGUUUGCGUUGUUUCUCAAAUCUCAAAGAAAGUGGGACAAUCCGCCCCUUCAAGACGACGUCCGAGAUCAGUUCCGUAAGAUGUGCGAGGAGCAGAAAUAUGAUCAAGCAAAACAUGUCUUGCCGCACGGAUCCUACCUUGUCAACCUUGCUCAGAACGACAAAACAAAGGCCAAUCAGGCUUAUGACUCCUUCCUGGAUGACCUUCGCCGAUGUGAGGCACUUGGCAUCAGGCUCUAUAAUUUCCACCCGGGGAGUACGAACCAAACUCCGCUGCCAGAAGCCCUCGCCCGUCUCGCAGAUGCCCUUACUAGAGCAAUCUCCGAAACGAGCACAGUCAUCCCAGUCUUGGAGACCAUGUGCGGCCACGGCAACACUAUUGGCGGGUCACUCUCGGAGUUUCGGGACCUACUCGCCCUGAUUCCCGAGGAACAUCACUCACGUAUUGGCAUUUGCAUUGACACGUGUCACAGCUUUGCUGCCGGGUAUGAUCUGGUCACCCCAGAAGGAUUCAAAGCGUUUCUGGCCGAAUUCGAAGAGCUCAUAGGCAUCAAAUUCCUCCGCGCUCUGCAUCUUAACGACUCGAAAGCACCCCGUGGAAGUCAUCGUGACCUCCACGCUAAUAUCGGCACCGGCUUUCUUGGCCUCCGUGCUUUCCACAACGUGAUGAACGAACCACGAUUUGAAGGGCUUCCAAUGGUCUUGGAAACGCCCAUCGAUCGUGUCCCAGGUCAGACCGGUGGUGACGGUGAAGGUGACAAAUGUGAUAGUUGCACGAGCGAGACAGAGAAGAAAGUGAAGAAGAAGAUUGGAAAGCAAGGCGCCAAACGGCCUGCGGGUGCGUCUCCAGCAGCUGUUCCGGACCAUGCUGUCUGGGCGCGGGAGAUCAAGUUACUCGAGUCACUGAUUGGGAUGGAUCCGGAGGGAGAGGAGUUUCGAACCUUGGAGGCGCGCCUUUCGGAGGAAGGACGUCCAAUGCGGGAGAAACAAAUGGAGCAAUAUGAACGGAAGCUGGAGACUGAGCGAAGAAAGGACGCAAAAGCGAAAGAGAAGGGUCAGAAAAGUCUUGUGGAAAUGAUGAAAAAGACCAGCAAAGAGUGA